This is a messenger RNA of Malania oleifera, 3945 nucleotides long. RefSeq lists its product as uncharacterized. The record is from RefSeq and is a predicted model, not a curated record. The coding region runs from base 454 to 3570 and encodes 1038 amino acids. Lineage: Eukaryota; Viridiplantae; Streptophyta; Magnoliopsida; Santalales; Ximeniaceae. The transcript has 3 exons.
GACGGAACUACGAUUUUUAUUUUUAUUUUUAUUUUUUUAAAAACACAGAAGGAAAAGUGCGAAGACGUAACGCUGCUCUCUCUGGUUCGAAAAGGUCACGCAGAGCUCAAACCAAGGGUUUGUGAAGAUAGAGAGAGGGGAAGGUGAGACGGAGAGAGAGUGAGGGAGAGGAAGAAGAAGAAGAAGAGAGAGAGAGAGUGGAGGUGUUUGGAGCUUCAGCGCAUCUAGGGCUUUUAUUUGUAUGUUUUGAGCAGAGGUUGAUACAUUUGUUCAGGGGUUUUUUGAAAUUUCUAUCUUUUAUUAAUCUAAGUUGGUCAAGAGGACAUUGAAGUCGCUGGAUUCUCAAACACUGCUGCUGCUGCUGUUUUGUUUUAUUUAAUGGAAGAAAAAUUAUUAGCUUGUCACGAGGGCUUUUUUGGAGCUUGGAAGUACCGAGCUGGUAUGUGAAGCACUAUGACGCUGGAGGAUUUUUUUACUCUUACUGAGAUGAAAGAUGGGCUUACAGCCCCUGCCCGAGUUGAAGAACUAGUCAAUGUCAUGCAAAAAGAGAGAGAUUGUGUUGUGAAGAAUGUUGGUGAUGCAACUAGGCAGUGGUCCACUGUUGCAAGCACUAUAGCAGCCACAGAGAACAGGGAUUGUCUUGAUCUUUUUAUUCAGUUAGAUGGACUUUGGUUUAUUGAUAGGUGGCUUAAGGAUGCUCAAAAGUUCAGUAAAGACACAAGUGACGGCUUUGUGGAAGAGUCGAUGACUGCCUUAUUACGAGCACUUGAAAGGCUGCAUAUGGACAAUGAGAGGUCAAUUUCUUCUGAAAUCUGGAUUACCAUCAAGAAUCUUCUUGGCCACAGUAACUCUGCAGUUCAGGAUAGGGCUAGAGCUCUAUUUGAUAGCUGGAAUCAGAGCAGGAAUGCUGAUAAAGUUCACCAUGAUGAGAAGGUUGGGGAAUCUCAUGAUGCUGUCAUUGCAGAUCGUGCAACCCUUGCUGGAGGGAGUAGCCUGCUGGAAUGUUCUGCCAAGUCUGUCCCUCUUUCCAAGCAAAGCUCAAAUAUGGAAAAUCAUGCAGGGGAACCUGCCUGUGAUGAUAUUUUGCCAUCAAGAAACACAGAUGAUCCGCACCCAGAAAAAGUUGAAGAUGUAAAGAUUCAAACAUCUAACAACCAGGUUAGAUCUCACAUGACUUCAGACUCUUUACAAGUGGAAGAUGGGCCUUCAGUUCCUUCUGACUCCUCUCUUGUGUUAAAGUCUGUCGGAGAAAACUUUUCAGCAGUGGAAGAGACUGCAAUGCGUCCUGGAGAAGGAGGUACCUCUAUUGAUACUUGUAGUUCCCCAGCUACAAAGCAAGACAAACUUGAAGAAAAAUCAGUGCGUGUAAAAUUGAAUGAGGUUCUUCAUGAUGCAAACCAGACAUAUGAGAUGGAAAUUUCUGCUGCUGAAGUGAUUGCAACAGAAAUUUCUUCUGCCUCUGAUAAAUUGGAUGCCGAAGACGUUUCUUUGAGUGCUGAUGCCGUAGAUGCUUCAGAUUCUGUGAUAGAACCCUUGCUACAAAAUAAAAUUGAUGCCAAAGAUGGUGGUUUUUGUCAAAAACCCACCUCUCAUGGUGAGCUGAACACCGAGUCAAAGAGUGAGAUGAAUCAUUUCAAUAGCACAGCUGUGUUCCAAACUACUGGCGAAGGUGGAGAAUGCUAUUCUAGCAGUUUGCAGGACUCAUCUGGCAGUGAGUCCAUGCUGCGGAAAAACGAAGAUCCUGGUACUUUAUUUUCUCAGAUGGAAGACAUUGAAGCAGUGGAUGAAGUUAAGGGGCAAGGGAGUGGCAGAGGCGAGGAUGUGAUAAAUGCUUCUGAUUGUUUAAAACCACCAAGGGAUAUGAAAAAACAUGAUGUGGCCGAUAUGGAACUUGAGUAUGGCUUAGUUGAUGCUUUAGAACUUGCUCGACAAGUUGCCCAGGAGGUGGAGAGAGAAGUGGUGGAUUACAAAGAACCAUUUUGCAGCUCUUCUUCGGAGAAAACAUCGGAAGGUGGCGUUGGACAGCCAGGUAGUCCAGACUCCAUAAAUGGAAAUGACGACCAAUUUACUGAGGGCCCACUAAGGGAGGCACCAAGUGGACGAAAUCUUUCUGCUGAUGCAUCUCCAAAGGGGGAGGACCACUUUAUUAAUUCAGAUAACCCGGACACCGAACCGGAAAAUUGCAUACCGGAUAUGGAGUCCUCUCAAGUAACUGAAGCGGCUCAAGAGCCACAAGUUAUAUUAGAGAAGGGUCUAUGCGAUUUUGAUCUGAAUCAAGACGUCUGCUGCGAGGAUAUGGACCAUCCUGUGAAUCCCAGCACUGCCACAGUUUCUGUUGUUUCCGCAUCAAGGCCUGUGGCAGCUCCUGGAUUGCCUGCCGCCCCUCUACAGUUUGAGGGGACUCUUGGAUGGAAAGGAUCGGCUGCAACUAGUGCUUUUCGCCCAGCUUCUCCUCGCAGAAUUUCUGAUGGUGAUAAGUAUCUCUGUGUUGGGGGAAGCAGCAAUAGCUCAAAGCAGAGGCAGGAUUUCCUCGAUAUUGAUCUGAAUGUGGCUGAGGGUGCAGAUGAUGAAACUGGGGAUGUAGUAGUCCCAGAAAAGCAAAUCCCCCUUUCAUCAAGCCUGCCUUCUGUGGAAUCUUCAGUAGAAGUGAGUCCGAGAAGAUCUGAGCGACUUAACUUGGAUUUGAAUCGUAUCAGUGAUGAGGGUGAUGCUUUACCAUCAGAUGGAAGGACAGAGGCACGGCGCUUUUAUCCCCGGAAUGGCCAUCAAAGUCCGUCUCCUGCCUCAUCUUCAUCCUCCAUGCCACCUGCCAUGAGGAACAUUGAUUUGAAUGAUCCAACUUUUUGCAAUGAUUCUUCAGAUUACAGGCCCCGACUUGGUAAGCCAAUGGCUGACAAUGUAAACACUUAUGGAGGCCCAAAGCUGGAUGAUCCUGGCUUUUCACUGAUGGGCAAGAGACUGGAGGUCAGCAGGAAAGAUUUUCCUCCUCAAAGCCUAUCUGUCUUGCAGAAUGGCAGGGCUGUGGAACCUGCCAUUGAUCCAAAUUUGACCAGAGUGGGAGGUGUUUUGGAUUUGGGACCUGCAGUUCCCUAUUCACACCCUCCUGUUUAUGGGUUCAAUAGCCUUCCAGCAGGGCCUAGCAUGUCAUUCUCCUCAGCCAUGUAUGGACCUGGUGGUUCUAUCCCCUAUAUGAUGGAUUCAAGAGGAGCCCAUGUUGUCCCUCAAAUAGUAGCGUCUGCAUCAGCCAUUCCUCCAUCCUACACUCCUCAACCAUCGUUCAUAAUGAGCAUGACUGGUGCAACACCGGGUUUAAACGGAGCUGGGCCCUCCCGCCCUAGUUUUGAUCUAAAUUCUUCUGGCUUUUUUGUUGAGGGAGGAAGUAGGGACUUGGGGGGUUUGAGGCAGCUGUUUAGUCCGGGCGAUGGCAGGUUAGUCGAUGAGCAUUUGAGGGCCUACCCGCAGUCCACUCUGAGUUCUGCUGGGAUUGGUGAGAAAAGAAAGGAGCCAGAUGGUGGAUGGGAAUCCUACCCAUUUAGCAACAAACAACAUCAGCAACCGCCAUGGAGAUAGAAGCUUUUUUAAGGUAAUCUAGGCUUUCUUCCUCCUCUAUUGGGGUCUGUUAGGAACCAGCAGAGAUGAUCCAUGCUUGCACAGGCAAAAUUGAUCUGAAAGAGUUGGUGAGCAUUGGCUUAGUGUGGGGGGAGGAAUUAAGUAAAGUUGAAUAAAGCUUGGUAAUUAUGGUUGUAAUAUGAUUCAUGAGAUUAAUUUGCUGAAAAGGGAAGGGGGAAAAAAGGGGAUAUUAGGUUUUUAUUGUUUUGAUUUUGUUUUCAUCAUUUUUCCUUUUUUUUUUUCUUCUGUGUUUUCGUUUCAUAGAAUGUCAUUGCAACCACAGAAAGCUAUGUAGCUGUAAUCUCUCCCAAAUAUAUCACAGAAAUUUAUAGGGAA